This is a messenger RNA of Daucus carota subsp. sativus, 345 nucleotides long. Its product is annotated as protein RALF-like 33. Gene Ontology annotation, cellular component: plasmodesma. Bases 1 to 345 code for a protein of 114 amino acids. Lineage: Eukaryota; Viridiplantae; Streptophyta; Magnoliopsida; Apiales; Apiaceae. The transcript has a single exon. The record is from RefSeq and is a predicted model, not a curated record. Gene Ontology annotation, biological process: calcium-mediated signaling.
AUGUCAUCACCAAACAAGAUGAGCUCUAACUAUGUUCUCUUGUUCUUCCUUGUGGCUUUCUCAGCACUGGCUGUCGCGGAAUCAUCCUAUUUCAGGAAAAACAGUGUCAUCUUACCACACAAGCUCGCGACACCAGAAGCCCAUGGCAUGGGGAAAGUACACGAGAUAACAGAACGCCACCGCAGAGUGCUGGCAGGGUCAAGUCACAUAAGCUAUAGUGCACUUAGCGCGAACAAGGUACCUUGCAAUAACCGUGGCCAAUCCUACUACAACUGCGGAGCAACUGGAAAGGCCAACCCGUAUCAACGUAGCUGCACUGCUGCAACACGAUGCGCUCGUCAUUAG